Drosophila kikkawai is the source of this 1941-nucleotide messenger RNA. Lineage: Eukaryota; Metazoa; Arthropoda; Insecta; Diptera; Drosophilidae. The record is from RefSeq and is a predicted model, not a curated record.
AUGGACUUCAACGCGGAAGUUCAAAUUCUACAGCGAGGAGUGACCGUGCGGGAUGAGUUACUCUGCGAGCUGGUGGAGAUUCUCCGGGACCACGAGCCUGGCUUGAAGCGCGUGAUUCAGAGCAUUUACACCCUGGUGCAGGACAACCUGCUAUGCAACACACAACUUGUGCACAAGGUAAUCUCUGCUGUGAUUUCUGGCAGCCAGGAUGAGACAUCCACGCGCCGCCGCCUGCUGGCCAGAGCCCUCGUCUGCGUCCAGCUCCAGGUACGCAGAAUCCCUGCCGACGAAGGAGCGCUCAUGUUGCACGAACUCUUGGCCAGGGCUUCGGAUGAUGUUCAUCCAUAUGCGGGCCAGAUUUUGGGACAUCUGUUCAACGACUUUGUGCGUGUGCUGGGAGCAGACUGUUUCCUGCGUCUGCUGGACGCCACUCGAACCAUUUUGCUGUCAAAGGAGCCACAGGAUCGGAAGUCAUCCUACUUUCUCAUCAGCAAGAUCCAAAGGAUGUGUGAAAUUGAUGGAGAGCAUAGCGAAGCCUUGCUAAAUGGCUUGCAGUGCAGUGCCCAGCAGUGGAUCGCUUUUGCGGUCAUCGUGGCAGACUUGGAAGAGCAGGAUCCAAACCUGGUUGGGAUUACCCUCGAGACGCAGCUACCCCAGCUGCAGCUGAUGUCCAGCGAUCUCGGAGAGCGUUGGCUGGCAUGGCUAAGAACCAUUUGCAUUAGACUCCUGCAAGAGGACAGAGUCCAGGUGCUGCGCAAAACCCUGGAAUACUUUCUGACCCACCUGAGUGUAGAGUACCUCUGCCGCUUAGGUCUGCUGCCGGAGUUCCUUAUGGCCACCAACAGAAGCCAGUUGUUUGAUCCCGAGGGUGACAACUGGCUCAACGGAGAGCAAGUGAAGCAGUUUGUGGCGAAGGGCAAUGUGGAACUCCUCCUGGAGGCACUGGUGGUAGUUUCGUGGGAGAACGUUCCUCUGCUCGUCUGGAUACGCAGUUUAGAAUCUGAACAAGUGGAGAGUGUUCCUAAGGAGCUGUUUAUUAAAUUGUGUCUUAAUGUUAAGGCCAUCGACAACUAUGAUCUUCGAGAGGGAGCUCGGGAUCAUGUCAUCUUGAUAUUCAAGGACACUAUCGACGGUUUUUCUUUGAGGGAUUACAUAGUCUACAUGGAAUCGUUGUUUAACAAGGGGGAUCUAUUUCCGGAAUCCCAGCGAUUAAAAGAUAAAAUCGGUAACUGCACAGAUUUUGAGGAGCAUAUAGACUUCUUCAGCCGAAGAUUCUUUGACAUUUUUUUAUGUUAUGAUCGUUGUUCUUUUGGUUUGCAACCGGACCUUUCACAUACUUUAUUCUCGAAAAUGGAAACUCUUCCCAAACAGAAGCAUGGCUUUUUGCGCUUUGUGUUUAUUACUAAAAACGAAGAAUUAUUCACCCGUUUUUAUCGAAAGUUUUACAACGUGGACACAUCGUUACUUCAAAAGGGAAAAAGUCUCGGGGAGAUGCAAGUGCACUUGCUGGACAGACUGGACUGCCAAACUGACGAGGAGACAUCCUUCCUGAAGGCACGAUGCGUGGACCUCUUCACUUUGAACAUGGAUUCAUGGGCCCAGUUGGAGGAACUAAACUUGGACCCCCUGGAGCUGUUGGAACAGGGAACAUAUGAUACCAUUUUAGCUUUAGCACGUUUAUUAGAAUCACAUCAGGAACGAAUUACGGACGACGCGGUAUUGCCAGCUCUGAUUUCCCGUUUGAAAUCUUACGACUUUACCAUUAUUGAAAAUGUUGUGAACUACGCAUACAGGAUUUUAACAGAAGAGGAAUUUGAAAGCGUCUAUAUAAAUCUCAUGCUUCAGACGAAAUAUGUUUGGUUACCAGGCGAAAAACUAAGUAUUUCCCUGUAUUUAAAACUGCUGCUUCAUGGAGAACCCACCACAGGAAUGGCACGGUGA